AUGACCACCGAUGAGCUGAUGGGCACACUUGAGAUUCAUGAACGAAGGAUCAACAAGAAGACUCCCUUAAGUUCUCUAGAGCAAGCUUUUCAAUCAAAGCUAUCUUUUAGAGAUGACAGAAACAAGCGAGGGGGGACAUCACAAAGAAGUCGAGAAAGAGGUCGUGGUUACAAUACUGAAGUUCUGGUUUUCGAAGAAGAGACGGAAGAGGUCCAGCCAAGGAAGAAGAAGUCAACCACACUUUACUCCGAGAGGAAGAGCAAGAGGAAGAGGAGCAAUGAAUGCCAGAGUAGAGCAACAAUAGAAGCCAGAGAGCAAGUAAUUUUUGCCGAGCAGGAAACAAACAAAGUCGAACCUACAGUCCUGUUUGUCCACCAUGGAGAUACUGAAAACCAAAACAAUGUUUGGUAUCUAGAUUCGGGAGCUAGUAAUCACAUGUGUGGUAAAAGAGAGUUGUUCAUUGAGCUUGAUGAGACUGUACAAGCACAAGUCUCAUUUGAUGAUUCUUCAAAGAUUCCAGUGAAAGAAAGAGGCAAUAUUCUGAUCAAGCUCAAGAAUGGAGAUCAUGAUUACAUCUUUAAUGUUUAUUAUGUUCUUUCCAUGAAGAACAACAUUUUGGGUAUGGAACAACUCCUAGAGAAAGGAUAUGACAUCAACAUGAAAGAUUGUCAUCUUACUAUCAAAGGCAGUCAUGGUAAUUUGAUCGCUCGGAUGAGAAUGUCCAAGAAUAGGAUGUUUGCACUGAACAUUCAACAUGAUGUUGCGAAGUGUUUAAGUGCCAUCAUCAAAGACGAAGACAAAGACUGGAUAUAG
Molecule: messenger RNA, 813 nt
Organism: Camellia sinensis
Lineage: Eukaryota; Viridiplantae; Streptophyta; Magnoliopsida; Ericales; Theaceae
Source: RefSeq, a predicted model, not a curated record